AUGGCUCCUGCAGCAGAACCAGCAAUAGGGCAGAGUCACUCAUAUCGCAGUGGUGAUCCACAGCUCGCCGUUGUGGACGAGGAAGCAGAGCAGCCUCCCAAGUUCGACGACCCAUACCAGGAACGCCGAUACUUGAAACACCGCCUUACUCUUGCCUUUCGAAUCUUCGCGAAGUUUGACCUUUCAGAGGGAGUUGCCGGCCACAUUACAGUUAGAGAUCCGGUGGAUCCAACUAGUUUCUGGGUCAAUCCGUUUGGAAUGCACUUUUCUUUGAUUGAAGAUGCCGAUCUUAUCCGUGUCGACCACUCUGGCAAUGUAGUUGAGGGAGGGAACAACAAACGACUCAAUUACGCCGCUUACGCCAUCCAUGCGGAGACCCACAAAGCUCGACCCGACGUCUUAUGUGCUGCACACUCACAUAGCCUUUAUGGAAGAGCUAUGUGUACGACAGGAAAGACCCUGGACAUGCUAACGCAAGAUUUCUGUGUAUUUUGGAACGACCAUGUGCUGUACUCCAACUUCGCUGGUCUCGUCCUGGCUACAGCGGAGGGAAAGGCGAUUGCUGCAGCCCUGGGGAAUAAAAAGGCGGCAUUGUUAGGCAAUCAUGGACUGAUGACCGUGGGCCCGAGCAUUGAGGCUACAGUUGCCUGGUUUGUGUUACUAGAAAAGUGCUGCCAAAUCCAGCUUGCGGCAGAUGCAAGCGCCGCAGGCACUGGCAGGUCGCUGGUGACAAUCGGGGAAGAUGAGGCACAGGCCACGUGGGAAGCAGUUGGUACUAUAGGCAAUGGCUAUUUUCAAGGGUUGCCAUUAUUCCAGGUUGCUGAACGAGAGUUUGGGGAGAGGACUUUGCUGGGUAGGGGAAUUGUGCCGUGGAACGCGGCCUGA
Aspergillus caelatus is the source of this 885-nucleotide messenger RNA. RefSeq names its product class II aldolase/adducin N-terminal. NCBI's taxonomy places the organism in Eukaryota, Fungi, Ascomycota, Eurotiomycetes, Eurotiales, Aspergillaceae. The coding region runs from base 1 to 885 and encodes 294 amino acids. Gene Ontology annotation, molecular function: actin filament binding. The record is from RefSeq and is a predicted model, not a curated record. Gene Ontology annotation, cellular component: cytoskeleton. The transcript is spliced from 3 exons.